AGUGUGAGGCCAUCGACGCAGUUUGAAACCAUCUGGUCCUACUCGUUUUUCUGUUCUGCACUUUAGUAAUGUUUUUCUGUUUAUUUCCCGGGAAAUUUUUACUGAAUACUUUCCUCAUAGUUUAUUGCAUUCAAAUUUCAAAGCUUAUCUUUGAUUUUCUGAAAAGCAAAACGAUACCCACAUGUUGUUUCCGGCUUCCAUUUCUAGUCCUAAUUUUCCUCGCUAUACCCAGAUAAGAAAUGGUUCAGUCGAAGUCCAAUUUGACCAAAAUUUUGCUAAUUUUGAGGGAAAAAUGAAAUCCGUACUUUCAUUUUUUAGUGGGGUAUGAAUUAUUGAAUUUGCAGAUUAAGGUUUUGAACCUUCAUAAUCCCCCCUCAUGUAAUUUUCAUUAAUGCAGGAACACUCUCUUGAGAAAAAGGGUGAAUUUGUGUUUCUGUUUUACCCCAUUGAGUGAGGAAUAAUUUUUUGGCUUUCCCUCAAAAGAACGGUGCAAGUUGUGUCAUUGAGCACUCUGGCAACCUGUGGAAAGAGCAGGUUAUGUGGAUCCUCACCAUCUUGGAUGGCACCCUUUGAGCCAUUCAAGAGAUCCCAAAUUACCUCUUCCACUGGCAGAAACUUGGUUUGGAACAAUUCUGUUCAGAGCUUGUUCUUAACAAGGCACAGUGGUUUCAGGGCUGAAGCAGCAUGGAUGUUUAGAGGGGGAGAACAAGGGUUGGAUGUGAGUUCGGAGCACAGCGAGAGUGCUAAUGAGGAUAUCUUGAUGUUCUUCUUCUUUCAGUUGGACUUGGCCACAAGAGUACAGUAUGCUUUAAAUAUGGAGCAGUAUGACAUUGCAAAGCAGCUGAGGAACAAACUUGCUGAGGUUGAAGAAGAGGUAAUCAAGCAACAACAGUCAAAAAGGGGAUUGUCUUCAAAAAGUGAAGCACAAGAUAAAGCUAUAAACCUCCAGAAUGCUAUUGAGAAUGAGCAUUAUGCCUUGGCUGCUGAAUUACGUGAUGAAAUUUCCAAACUUGAAGCAGAGUCUCUAGCUGCAUCGGCUAAAGCUUUGGCUCAUGAAAAUGCACAAUAUGCAUUCCGCUUGGGGCAGAAAGUGAGACAUAAAAAAUUUGGCUAUAAAGCUGUCAUCUGUGGAAUGGAUCCAGUAUGCAGUGAAUCAAGUUCAUGGAUGGAAAAUGCACAAGUUAAAAAAUUGUCUCGUGGUUCCGCUCAACCAUUUUAUCAGGUUCUUGUUGAUGUACAUGCUGAACCAAAUCUAUUGGUGGCAUAUGUUCCAGAGGAGAAUCUUUUAACACCUGAUAAACCAGACAUGUUGAAUAGAUUAGAUCUAUACUUGAAAGACAUACACUAUGCUAUUAUUUCUAUCAUUGAAUUUGCGCUUUUACUGGUGCCCAGGGAAGAUUCGAUCAUCCCUACAUCUCUUUUCUAUUCUAUGGAAUGGAUUCAGCAGGAGAUUUCAUCCCAAUUAAGCAACUAAGGGAGAAGUACAAUAAACCAAGGCAUGAAAUACCCAUUGACCCACCAAAUGAUGAAUGAAGACGGAGGCAAAGCUUAAAUUACCAGUGAGACUAUAUACUGUUCAAUUUGGUUGGGGAUUGAGAGGUUGAAAGUCUUCUGACGAUAUAUUUGAUGAAUCAGUUGAUCGGCUUUGCAGGAAAACUUAAAGACAAGAAAACAUUCCUUGUGUUGCAUGCGCAAUGAUGAUUGCCUUCUUGUGUGAUCACUCGCAUAUUCACAUGUUAUAGUCUGUUGUAUGAGUUUUCAUAUUCCAUGCCUUUAUCAUUGUCGUGAAGAUACUGAUUACCCACCUAACCCUACCUCAUAUACAUGUAAUAUAGUGUUGUUCAGAAAAAAAUUAGCUCCUGAAAUGGGAGAAUUUGUCUUUAUAAUCGAGCAUAUUUUACUAUAAUCCCAGCCUUUCAAAGUUGUGAUGAUGAU
Molecule: messenger RNA, 1935 nt
Organism: Glycine soja
Lineage: Eukaryota; Viridiplantae; Streptophyta; Magnoliopsida; Fabales; Fabaceae
Product: clp protease adapter protein ClpF, chloroplastic-like
Exons: 7
Coding region: 560-1474 (304 amino acids)
Molecular function (GO): protein binding; DNA binding
Source: RefSeq, a predicted model, not a curated record